Molecule: messenger RNA, 564 nt
Organism: Morchella sextelata
Lineage: Eukaryota; Fungi; Ascomycota; Pezizomycetes; Pezizales; Morchellaceae
Exons: 1
Coding region: 1-564 (187 amino acids)
Source: RefSeq, a predicted model, not a curated record
AUGCAGUACAGAUCCAAUCCAUUUGGCAUCGUGUGUUUUUCGGUGCUCGAGGGAAGACAAAGAGCAUUAAUAUACCGACACCAGGACGCCUCAAAGUCUUUUAUAAUCGGGCCAGAUAAUCGCCUACCUGUAUAUCCCCUCAUAAAGCCUACAAUUAAUCACCGUCAACCAACCCAGACCGACUCCUCAUCAUGGCCACCGCAGACGCUCCUCCACCCGGACACCGUCUCCCUCGGCCGCCUCACCACCAACGCCAACCGGCCGCCACCACCAACGACCUCUCCAACUCCUCCACCUGGUUCCGCGACGCCUGCCGCAACCCCGCCACGCGCCUCUGGCUGCAAGAGACGAUCGAGCAGGAAGGUGCAGAACAUGGCUCUGGAGGAGGGGAAUCGGUGGAAGACGGUGUGGGACUGGAGGGGCGCAAAGAGGUUUGAGAGCGAUGAGGAUGAUGUGUUUGAGGCGGAGUUGACGGAUUUUAGUGAUUUUGAGGAUGAUGGGGAGGGGAUGGAGGUGGGGGGCGGGACGGAUGGGCGGGGGGGUCGACAACUUAUGGGUCGAUAA